Messenger RNA from Tripterygium wilfordii, 1425 nucleotides. RefSeq lists its product as uncharacterized. The record is from RefSeq and is a predicted model, not a curated record. NCBI's taxonomy places the organism in Eukaryota, Viridiplantae, Streptophyta, Magnoliopsida, Celastrales, Celastraceae. The coding region runs from base 420 to 1040 and encodes 206 amino acids. The transcript has 7 exons.
UGAUCCAAACAUAAAUAAAAAUACCACCGGAACCAGGCAGAAUCCACUCCUCUCUUCAUUCAGUUUCUUGUUUUUCCUACCAGAAUUCCCAACUCCCUCUCCUCCUCUUCUUCACCAACUUCUCUAUAUUCUUCUACAAAACUCAUUCGCCUUCUCUCUUCUUCUUCGAAUAGGAGAACCCAAUAGGGAAAACAAGUUGCAGAAUAGUUACAGGAGUGCAAGAAUCACCGACUCCUCACGUCUAUUUGGGUCAGAGCACAAGUUUUCGUGUCUGUUGGAGCAGUUGAAGAACAGGUGUCGUGGGUGUUUUUCUCUUCCCAUCAUGUGGUGAAUAGCGUUUGACCCUUUUUGUUCGCUAUUUGUGACUCGUCUCCGCUUCAAUUUUUCCUCUGUUUUCUCUACCUCGGAACGGACUGGAAAUGGCGGAUAAUCCAAAGCUGGAGAUGAGUGAUUCCUAUGAUUCUUGUGGAUCAGAGAACAAAAUUGGUGCCCAGAAAAUCUCUGUUUUGGAUCAUGUGAAUGGAUUUCAAUACGCAUCGGCCGAUAAAUCUGAUAGCUUUGUGAUCGACAUGGAAAGCUUUUGCCAUGGAACCAACAAAGAUUCCGCCCCAAAUUCCAGAAUCACAUUGCAGAGGAACCUGUCCAGGAAAGGAUCAAUGCGGAGCAGCGACAAGAAGAUCAACGCCAAUUUCAAUACAAACAAAUGUUCAAACGAUAGAGACACCGCCAUUGCUGCUCUCUCACCCAAAGGGUCUUGCAUGACUGAAAGACCCCCAACGGUGGUGGCGGUAGGGACCACUGAUCAUUCCAACAACCCACAAAUUCAUCAUCAGAUAACCAUCACCACCCCCACCACCGAAAGCAGAUUUCCCCUCGGGAGAAACAGUUUCAAGCGUUCGACGCCUUCGCGGAUCCUCGAUCCCAAAAGGGUUCUCCUAAUAUUUGCAACCUUGUCAAGCAUGGGAACAAUUUUGCUGAUAUACUUCACCCUUUCGAUAAGCAAGAUCGGCGCAGACGACAAUGUUGACUUGCUGCAGUGAUUGUUUACCACCACCCUUACCAUUGGAGUUGCCCGUGACAUGGCGAUAAACAUUAACUACUAGGCUAUGAGAGUUUUGCAGCCGUAUAUGAGUUAAAAGAAUGAUAAGAAAAAAAGGUAAUACGGGGCGGCAAAGGCUAACUAAACUUCCAUGCUUGAUGGUUCUUGAUCUGAUUUUUAUGGGACCUUUUAGAAAGAGGAAAAGACAAGGACCAACUGUAGUGUGAGGAAGGAAUCUGCUUUUCUCUCCCGUUGAAAACUAUAUGUUUAAUGUAUGGAAGAGAAAACAUGGCUUGUCCAUCUCUAUGCAUGUUAAUGGAGGAUGUGAUGGCCGGUUACUUUUGGUGUUGUAUUUUCAUACUUCUAUUCCCAUACCUUCUCUGCUA